Messenger RNA from Caenorhabditis auriculariae, 1500 nucleotides. NCBI's taxonomy places the organism in Eukaryota, Metazoa, Nematoda, Chromadorea, Rhabditida, Rhabditidae. The record is from the annotation of a GenBank genome assembly.
AUGAAAAAUUAUGUUAAAAAUUCAGAUAGAUCCUCAUGUGGAAAGCCUGGAUUUAUCGAUGUUGAAAAGGUGCUUGACUUGGAGCAGAAUAUAUUGAGACCAAAUAUUUUAGAGAGGAAAAACAGAGAAAAUGGUGAAGCUGGCCCCUUGGGCUGUACUACUGCACAUUGAUAGACACGGCGACGGGUCUCGAGGUCGAUUUUUGGAAAAAGUAGUUUUAAAAAACGAAGUUUGCAGCUCCCGCCGUUUGUGGAGGUACACUUAUAACUCGAAAGCAUAUAAUAACAGCAGCGCAUUGUUUCCGCAAAGAAACGACUGUGAGAGCAAAAAAAAGCUCUAGAGAAUGUUCAAGGUAAGUUGGAAGGAAUGAUGAAAUCUUUUCACCGUUAGUCCAUUAGCAAGAGGAGAUUUUCUUCGAAAUUCAAGCUAAUCCUUCUGAAACCAAACGCUUCUUAGAAAUGAUGAGUCCGCAAUGAUCACCAGGAGAUUGUUCAGAGAGGAAGGAAUGACGUCAGAAGAAGCUCUGAAAAGAACUAAAGCCAUCGUGGGAAGUACGUGCAGCGUUGUCGAUCCUGCAAUCAAUUGCUUCGAUGAAUUGAUUGGAGAGGAGAUAAAAGUCGUCCGGUAGGUCUUAUAUCAACCUUUUGAAGCAUCAAAAAGCUUCCAGAGUCCAAAUUGGAGACUUUUUCCGUAAAAAGUGCUCGCAAGGAAACGAUUACGCCCUUCUGGAGCUGGAAAGACCUGUUGACGAUAAGUUCCAAGCUCAUCACGUCUGUCUUCCCCAUAUCGAGAAUGUGCCGUUGGGUGAUCAGAAAAAGCUGACCGCUUUUGGAUGGGGAAGUGAUCGUAUGUUUUCCAGAAGAGAGUCCGAAAUAUAUUUGCGGAAAAUGGAGUAAACUAACAAAACGUUUAGCUUGGAAAUUACAGCCACAAAACCCGAAAAAGAUUAAAAAAUGUGUGCUCCAUUUCAUCACGCGUUUUUUCGAAACCUCAGGAUUUUGCAGCGCUUCAAGAAUACAACAGCAUUCCAACGCCUUUCCUUCAAAUAGUUGGCCUCGGUAAUUGUGAAAGACGAGAUUAUUGAUUUUGUCGAAACAGACAGAAUGGGAUCCGAGCAGUGUUUUGAAGAAGUUGGAGACGAAAUGACAAAAGACGCGCUUUGUACCGUCGAAUUGUCAAAGAAGAACGUUUGCUCGGUUCGUUAACACUUGAGUUCGUGCAGGAUAAAAAUUGACGAUAAAGUUGAUCAACUUUUGCCUUGGAUGAACUCUAACUCUACCCCUAUUUCAGGGUGACAGUGGGGGCGGAAUCACGUUCCAGAACAAAAGAAGACAUUAUUUGGCCGCCAUCAUUUCCUACGGCAGCGACUGCAACAGUUUAGUGCGUGGAACUCGGCCUAAAGCUCAGGUUAUCGUCAUAGGAAAUCCCUUUCGAAGUAUUCUUCAGAUCAACACGGACAUUUCCAAGUACAUUUCCCAGAUCGCCACGUUCAUUAAAUAA